Messenger RNA from Baudoinia panamericana UAMH 10762, 4130 nucleotides. RefSeq lists its product as uncharacterized. The coding region runs from base 267 to 3653 and encodes 1128 amino acids. NCBI's taxonomy places the organism in Eukaryota, Fungi, Ascomycota, Dothideomycetes, Mycosphaerellales, Teratosphaeriaceae. Gene Ontology annotation, molecular function: structural molecule activity; protein heterodimerization activity. Gene Ontology annotation, biological process: regulation of transcription by RNA polymerase II. The transcript has 2 exons. The record is from RefSeq and is a predicted model, not a curated record. Gene Ontology annotation, cellular component: SAGA complex; SLIK (SAGA-like) complex.
GGUCGGCAAGCCGAAGCCCGACAGUGCAGCGCUGCAAGCCCACUAACGGUCCUGACCUCCGCGCAUGCGCAACGACAUCAGAGCGAGAGCCAUCGCCCAACACCACCACAUCACCGCACAUUUCCAUCAAACAAUUGACGAAUCCAUCAAAUUGGCGCGCCGACGAUUCUGAUGACACCCACAUCUCCCGACUGGACCGCGACGUGGGAGGAAUCAGGUGCCGCGGAGGUGGAGGGGCAGGACCAGCGCAGCUACUCGGCGGCGGGAUGACCUCGACGCCCCAGCGAGGACUCUCCAACGGCUAUCCAUCGCGCCCCCUCCCCAAUGGCCUCCAUACCCCAUUGUCCCGUCGGCAGGCGAGUUUGACCCGCAAUGGCGCGGUUAUUGGUGGCGGGCUGGGCGCGGCAUCGGCCGCGGGUGAAGAUGAGGAACGGGAGGAAGAUGCUACGCAUGCGUUAUUGGGCCAGCGGUGGGCAGAUGCUGAGGAAAGGAUCGCGACGCUGUUUGACCGUGAUGGGAGGAUAUUGAAGCGGAGAAAGAAGGCGGCAAGUCUGACUGCAAUUAAUGGUCCUGCUGUUGCAGCGGAGAGUGCCAAGACUUCCGCUCCGCCCAAGAAAGCUGCGCGACAGGUUGACGACGAUUACGGAGAUAGCGACGAUGAGGAUGAGGACAGUAUAGCGGAGAAGGAUACCCCGCUUAAGGCGAAAGGAAAGGCUGCUCUUGCCAAUGGCUUGCUGCCGCAUGCUGUUCAGUCGCCUGCACCCGCUGUCCAGCUUACUGCCGUCCGGUCGAACACUACCUUGUCCUCUGGACAUGCCAAGUCAUCGGAGGAAGUACGCAAGCAACUGGAGGAGGACAAGAAGGCUGCUGCCGAUGCUGCAAAGCGCAGUUUCCAGACCAUGUUCUACACAUGGGAGAACGACCGGGAUGCCAUGCUGGAACAGCAGAAACUUGACGAGCUCGAUCGCGAAGUCGAGAACGAGACUUCUGCUGGUAAUGAUGGUACUGGUGCUGGUGCUUCAUCUGUGGCCAACCAUGGCACGCUUGGCAGUGCCGACCUGGGCGCAUCAAGCCUGACACUCAAGCAUCUUAUCGCGCGCAUCGACGCGAAACGGCAUCUGGUUCAAGCGUCCGACAACCAGCUUCGUACCCUCAUCUCCGAAGUACGCAAGGGGCGCUCCAAGUGGGCGUCCGAAGAUCGCGUUGGUCAAGAGGAGCUCUACGAGGCCGCCGAGAAAGUGCUUAUGGAGCUCAAAGCGCAGACCGAGUAUGCGCAACCAUUCCUCAACCGCGUCAUCAAGCGUGACGCACCCGACUACUUCCAAAUCAUUAAGCACCCCAUGGACAUCGGUACUAUGCUGAAGAAGCUCAAGACAAUGGCGUACAAGUCCAAGCGCGAGUUCGUGGAUGAUCUGAACCUCAUCUGGUCGAACUGUCUGAAGUACAAUUCCAAUCCGGAUCAUCCGUUUCGGAAAAAGGCGCUCUACAUGCGCAAGGAGACCGACAAACUCACGCAGCUUAUUCCAGAGAUCACCGUCCGCGACCGCGCGGAGGUGGAAGCCGAGGAACGUAAGAUGAAUAUGGCUGACGCCGACGAAAGCGACGAGGAAGAUGACGCGCCGCUCGCUUCUCGUGGGCGUAAGGCGCCGAAGAAGGGUGUUAAGGGCGCACCGUCUUCAGCACGCAAAGCACCGAGCGUGGCGGUCGACGAAACAGACUCGCCUGCGCCGCCGGAUGUCAAGCCAUUGAUGCAUGCAUCGACGUCGCAUCUGCGGAACGAAUUUCUGCGAGCGGACUCCGAGACGCAAGAUGCAAGCUCUGCCGGCUUCUCAACGCCUCCGCCGGGUACAGCUACGCCGCUGGUGAAUGGCGUGCAUGGCGUAGGUAGUCAACCGGACGUCAUGGAAGUGGAUGGCUUUGGCGGGCAACAGUCCGUUCUUAACGCGCCGCAAGACGAUCCGGACGAGGAUGACACCGAGUUCAAGACGUGGAAGCAGGUCACGAAGAAGGAUCGAGCGAUUGCAGCGACUGAACGAAACCGACUGUUUCAGGGCGAGCGAGGCGAAAGGCUUAACAUCGAUGAACCGGCACUCUUGCGAAGCAAAGCUGCGAUGCGUAGAUGGAUGCGACAGCAGAAGAUGCUGCAGUCGCAAAAAGGUGAUGCGGAGUCUGAUGCUCAUGACGACGCAGACGCGGCCGACUCCUCCGCCCUAACCGGAGAGACUCUCGCAGAAGGCAUUGAAAAAGAUGAAGACUCCACGCUGCCGGACUACUACAACCCUCUCUCUGCCAUUCCCAAUCUGCAGGAGCGGUGGAUGUGGACGACCGACUCGGCAGGCCAUGCAAUCCAGCAAUCCGAGAAAUGGCUCCGCAUGCACCCUCGUGAGCGCUUCGUCUCAUCGUCUUCUUCCGGCGGCACUGGUGGCAGCAUCUUGACCCGCAAAAUGGAAGCCAACAUGAGGCAAAUGCAGGAAACACGUAAAGUGUGCUCCAAGAUCAGCUUGGUCAAGCAGAUGCAAUUGCAAGGCCAGACGUACCAGAACCAGUUCCAGAGAUACGAACCCCAGCCGUUUGUGGAACAGGACAUUGGCACCGUCGUCGUGAGCGAGGAAGGCCCGCUUAUUGCGCCCUGGCUUAACCGCGCGGCGCUGCAGAGGUCCGUUGGCAAGAUCUUCUACCAUGCGGGGUUUGAGGACUUUCAGCCGAGUGCGUUGGAUGCGGCGGUGGACUUGGCUGGGGAGUACUUUGGCAAGCUCGUUGAGGGAUUCAAGGUUUAUAGAGAGCAGCCGAAGCGGAUGGUUGAGGGAGAGAAGGCAGUGGGCAAGUUUAGCUUCGAAGAGCAGGUACUGCAUACGUUGCAGGAAGGUGGGUUGGAUCUGGAGAACUUGGAAGGCUAUGUCAAGGAUGAGGUGGAUCGGUUGGGCACGAAGUUGGGCGUGGUGCAUGAGAGGAUGAAGGGCCACCUAGCUGACUUGCUCCGACCCGCCCUCGGCGACCACGCAGGCGCAGACGGCGUCGGCGCCUUCCAAGACGGCAGCGAACAAUUUGUCGGUGGCGACUUCGCCGAAGACCUUGACGAAGACUUCUUCGGCUUCCGCGAACUCGGUCUCGCGGCCGAAUUCGGCCUCGAAAAUCUGUCCGUCCCUCUCCAUUUACUUCAAAACCGCAUGCAGAGCGCCUUCCAAGCCCAACAUCAAGGCCCUACGACAAGCACUGGCCUUAUCUUCCCGCCGCCCGAGCCUUACGAGGCUAUCUCGAGCGAGAAUCUGGGCGAGAUGGUCGGCAUUGCGCAGGACUUCUUCCGGGCCCGACUACGCACUGCGGGCGUCAAGGGCGAUGAAGGGGUGGUUCGGUUGGUGGAGGACGAAGAGUUACCGUUGAAACAGCGGUUUCCGAAGCCCAGGUUGCCGCCUACGGGUAAAAUCUCGAGUCCGCGAAAACGGCCUAUUCGGGAGCAGCAGCAGGCGGCGAAGAAGAAGCGGAAGUUGGAUGUGGAGGGGAGGGCGGAGGUGAGGUUGGGGGGCCUGGGCAAGCCGGUGGGCGCGUUGAAGUUGAAGAUGCCGCCGGAGAAUGGUGUGGUGGAGGAGCCAGGGAAGGGUGAGACUGGUACUGCUGCGGCUAUGAUUAGUCCGGAGAGUAUUGCGGGAAAUUAAGGGCAUGUUGAGUGCUGAUGUGGACAUGACGGAUUGGUAGGAGACGCGCGUCCACCAAGUACAUGUACGUGGUGUCGGAUAACCAGCAAUCACGGAUCGCGUUGCGGGGGGUGGUGAGGAGAGUGUGAGGUGAAAGUGGAUGGCCGGUGGGAAGACCGGCUGGUUGAUGCUUUUUUCAAGAUGCUGACGGGGAGGCUAUCGUUCUCUUGGAUGUUGAUAAUGUCGGGAUCAGGCGUUGCGGGUUUCGAAAGAUGAAAAAGACAGGACUGACUAUACCCUGGAUUCGAAGACAGAAUUAUAGUAUGUGCGUUUCUUUAAGGCGAUAGGCACCUAAUGACCUGCAUUUCUAGGAGAUGAGGGUAGUACGCGCGUGGGACUUGUAUGAGAUUUGUAUAGCGAGCGCCUUGCGCUCUUGGAAUGACCUAUGAUUGUAAUGCUACAUCAACCACCCAAAUCAAGAACAAUUUGGUUGCAGCG